Triticum dicoccoides is the source of this 3390-nucleotide messenger RNA. RefSeq names its product disease resistance protein RGA5-like. The transcript has 4 exons. Gene Ontology annotation, biological process: defense response to other organism. The coding region runs from base 22 to 3282 and encodes 1086 amino acids. The record is from RefSeq and is a predicted model, not a curated record. NCBI's taxonomy places the organism in Eukaryota, Viridiplantae, Streptophyta, Magnoliopsida, Poales, Poaceae. Gene Ontology annotation, molecular function: ADP binding.
UCAGAUCGUAGCCAGAAAGCAAUGGAGGCUGCUCUCGUGACCGUUGGCAUGGGGGUGAUGAAGCCGCUCCUGUCCAAGCUCUACAAGGUGCUGAAGGAAGAGAACAGCAAGCUCAAGGGCGUGCGCCGUCAGGUCGAAGGCACAAAAGAUGAGAUGAGCAGCAUGGAGGCGGCACUGGAGGCCCUAGCUGACGCCGAGCAGCUCGACCCUGAGAUGAGAUCUUGGAGGGACGAUGUCCGUGAGCUGUCCUAUGAUAUGGAGGACUGCGUAGAUGACUUCAUGUCUCGUGCUGACCACAAGCAUGAUGAGCCUAUGGGCUUCAAGUGGUUCUUUGACAAGCUGAAGAAGCUCAAACCUCGCCAUGAGAUUGCCGGCGAGAUCAAAAAGCUCAAGGCCCGGGCUAUUGAGGCAAGCAAGAGGCACAAGAGGUAUAAAAUUUACCCCCCAUCACCUGACUCUACCACCUGUGACAUUGAUCCCAGGCAGCACGCGCUUUACGUGGACGUCGGCAUCAACGAUCCUAAGGAGCAUAUCAUUGAGUGGUUCAAGAAUGAAGGUUCUUCUACGCAGCUUCGGGUGGUAUCAAUUGUUGGCCUCGGUGGUCUUGGUAAGACCACACUCGCAAGAGCGGUCUAUGGAUCUAUCGAAACCCAAUUCACGUGUACAGCUUUCGUGUCAGUUUCUCGAAAGCCUAACAUCAAAAAUGUUCUAAGAGACAUUGCUGAAAGAGUGGGGAUCGAGGAAAAUACUUCCAAUGAUAAUGUGCAACGACUUACUGAUAGACUGAGAAAGCACCUCCAAAACGAAAAGUACCUUGUUGUAAUUGAUGAUUUAUGGAGCACAAAAGCAUGGAAAACAAUCAGGGAUGCCUUACCGGAUAAUGAUCACAGAAGCAGAAUUAUCACAUCAACACGCAACCAUACAGUUGCCUCAUGUUGUUGUUUACAAGGCGAUUAUAUUUAUAAGAUGAAACCCCUCAGUUUUUCUGAGUCCAGAAAGUUAUUUCUUGAAAGAGCAUUUGGUUCUGAGGAUUUAUGCUACCCUCAUCUGAAAGAAGUAUGUAACAAGAUAUUGGAAAAAUGUGCGGGCUUGCCGUUGGCUAUUAUUUCCAUAUCUAGUUUGCUGGCAGAUGAACCUGCAAGAGAAGAAUGGGACAGGGCGCUAGCUGCUAUGGGUUCUUCACUUGCAGUGGAAGCUGGCGACAUGACAAAGAUAUUAUCACUGAGUUAUUUUGAUCUUCCUCACCCUAUGAGAACUUGUUUGUUGUAUUUGAGUGCAUACCCAGAAGAUCGUGUUAUCGAGAAAUGGAGUUUGAUACAAAAAUGGAUCGCUGAAGGAUUCAUCCAUGAACGACAAGGGUGGAGUACAUAUCAAGUAGGCGAGUAUUAUUUUAAUGAAUUGAUCAAUAGAAACUUGAUCAAACCAGCUAAUUUAGAGGACAAGGAGGAGUAUGGUCAGGUGUUGGCAUGCCAAGUUCAUGACAUCAUUCUUGAUUUCAUCACAUGCAAGGCCAAAGAAGAGAACUUCAUGACAUCAUUUGGUGAUGCGGAGCAGGGGAAGACACACAGGGUUCGAAGGCUCUCCCUAGUGAGCCGCAGUAAUGAUGAAAUGGCUACCGUGUCAGGGGAUCUCUCCCAUAAUCGAUCACUUGCUAUGUUUGGGUAUUUACCGCAGCAUUCUGCGUCUGAUUUUCCAGCUCUUGGUUUGUUGGAUUUCCCUGCUCUUUGUGUGUUAGACCUAGGAGAAUGUGAGGAUUUAGAAAACUUUCAUCUGGGAAAUGUUGAAAAGUUACUUCUUCUCAAGUACUUGCGUCUGGGAUCACGUUCAGAUUCAAUUACUGAGCUUCCAGAAGGAAUUGGGAAACUCAAGUACUUAGAAACACUGGACAUGCGUCGUCUCCGAGUUGGAAAACUGCCGUCAACUAUGACAAGGCUUCAAAGGUUGGUCCGUCUGUAUGGUGGCUUCGGACCUACUUGGUUAUGGAAUGGAACAAUUGGACAGCUGCAGAGCUUAGAAGAGCUAACAGAUGUGGAGAUCUUGGAAACCGAGGUAGGGAAGUUUCUGCAAGAACUCAGUCAGCUAACCAAGCUAAGGACGUUGAGUGUAUGUGUGCAAAGGACGAAAAAGGAGGACGCUGCAAGGUUUGCAGGAACAUUAAUAUCUUCGCACAAUAUUCAUCAUCUAUCUAUCAGACAGGACCAUCUGAAUGGAAUCCUGUUAGGACAGUGUAGAUACCCUGCUACAUUUGGUGCAUUCCGGCAGACAAGGUACGGUAACUUCUACAUUGAUCCGGAACUCCUGUCACUGGAAUCAUGGUGCCCUUCUAAUCCUAGUGCAUUCCGGAAGAUGUGCAUCCCUGACUAUUACAUUGACAAGGUUCCAAAUUGGAUGAGCUUGCUUGUAAAUCUCCGUGGAUUAGAGCUUUGUGUGUGCCGUAUUGGACCAGAAGACGUGGCGAUCCUUGGAGGAAUACCUGCUUUGGGUUUUCUGAAACUGGAGACUUUUUAUGGCAGAAAUGGAAGGAUCCUUGUCCGUGGGUUCAGAAGUUUGAAAUAUUUCAAGUUGAUCGUCAAGUAUUGUGGGACUGCAGUGGAGUUUCAAGAGGGAUCAAUGGCUAAGCUCGAGGUCCUCGAGCUUGAUAUCAAGGCGCAUGAGGUGACGUGCGUGAAUUAUGCUUCUGAUUUCGGCAUCCAGCACCUCUCCGCCCUCACCAAGGUGGAUCUCACUAUUUUUGGCUACAGUGGCUUUACGGAUGAAAUUCGCAGACUUAUCAAAACUGCUCUUGGGAAACUUGGCAACCGUCCCACUCUCUCAUAUUUUGAUGUGGCAGAUUUAUGUGAUCAUUUUGAGACGGCCUUCAAACAAAUUGCGGAAGAUGCCCCGUCUUCCUUUUUUGAUCGGAUACUCCAAUAUAUUAAUGAAGAUGCUCUGUCGCGCUUGAGGGUGCUGGAACAAAAGGUGCAACGGGCCCAUCACGAGGGCAGCGCUUAUGUGCUCUUCCGGAGGGUUCAGAUACUGGAGAAGGUGGUUCCGGAAGCGUGUCCACAGUAUUGCCUCGGUUUGUUUGUUGCUGUGGAGUUGAAACUGCGGCGGCGGGGCCCCGUGGUAUACGAUGACUGGCUGCAGGUGGCCUGUUCGACGAUCAUCCAUGGCGCCUACUGUGCCUGGUUUUGUUCUUCAGAGUUCUCUAUCAGAGUCAGAGUUGCGCUGCCUGGCCGCAGGUGGCUGAGUUUUAGCACAGAUUUUCAUACAGCUUCACGCGUCUGCUACGGUGUUGGUUGAGUCGACGUUCGCCUAUAGCGAAGUCGGAGUCAUUUGCUCAGAGUGUAGGGAGGGCAACGACGCCUCUAAGGGAAGAGUGAUGACAAUGACAUCUAUGUGCUGUCUUGC